CACAAAAGUAGUUAUUGGACUCUUUUAAUUUGUCUAACUGAAGUUUUCCAUUUUAGUUUCUUAGGAAAAUAUUAAUGUACACGAGUCAAUUAAGAUCAAGUUGUGUGUACAGGUUCAAAAUUAGUUCACUAACAGGAUAGUCUUGAUGGGUACAUCUUGGGUUUGUGUCAGGGGGGAGUUAUUCACUUUUGGAGCUCAAAAAUGUGACUUUUUCAUUUGGUUCUGUUAUACUGUUCACUGAGACAAAUCAGUGACACAAACGAAUGCAUGCUGUUUGCCUGGAUCCGUUAGAUGCGCCGCUUACUACUUUUUCUUCAUUAAAUUAAAAAUGUGAUGAUAAGGUCAUUAAAUUGCACUAACCGCUGCCAGUAUUUGAGUUUCCAUGGUAGUGAAACUUGAUGACAUUCGGCAUAAUAAAAAGUCUCAGAUUAAAUGGAGCUGAUGACAGAGAAAUUCCAUUAACGAUGGAGAACUUCAAAUGGGUGAUCGUGUCAUAAAAUUUGAUGUUUUGCAAAAGAUUUACGGAGGAACAUUUCGACAAGAUGCAGUUCUUAAUGCAAAUAUCAUUAUUAAGCUGAUAGAAGUCUCUGCUCACCAUUGCCGCUGUAAAAAGAAUCUGUUGCUUGUUUCGAUGACACCAGUGGUCUGCCUUUUCACUAAAUUGAGUAUCAAUAAAGCAAAGCUAUUUCCAUAAUUUGUAAGUCGGGUUGGAUGAAGUCUAACAGCUUAAUACAUUCGGUUGAUAUGCAAUCAUAUUCUGCUUCAUAGUGAAUGUUUCUCAGGAUGGAGGCUUCGGCGUUGAUGUUGUUGUAUGCCAAGCGAGUUUUGUUCUAUCU
This is a messenger RNA of Phytomonas sp. EM1, 836 nucleotides long. The record is from the annotation of a GenBank genome assembly. NCBI's taxonomy places the organism in Eukaryota, Euglenozoa, Kinetoplastea, Trypanosomatida, Trypanosomatidae.